AUGUCUUCUGGUCAAGGGGAUCGAAUCAAUCUUCUUUCUAGGCAACUAAGAAAUACAAAUAUUGAUUUAUUUGCUAAUCAAAGAAGAAUUGUGGGCUCAACUCAACUUAUCAAUGUUGUUGCUGAACAAUGGACUUAUGGAAUACGAGGAAAGUUGAAAGAGAAAUCAAAGAUGAAGAUGAGAGUCAUAAGAACGAAAAUCAAUUCUUUAUGGGGGAAAUAUCUUAAUAAAGAAAUCAAGAUUAUGGGUCACAAUCUGCUUCUAAUCAGGCUAAAUAGUGAAGCUGAAAGAGAUGAAGUUAUUGCCGAUGGUCCUUGGCUAAUAGAUGGUGUUCUUUUUCAUAUCCAGAAGUACUACAAUCAUAUCCCACUACAGGACUAUACUUUUGAUAAGCAAAUUUUCACUCUGCAGUUCAAAUACUUGAAGCUUGAACAUAUGAAUAUUGAUGUUAUAGAUGAAGCUAUCAGUUUUAUUGGGAGGAAGAUUUCUACCAAGCCAAGGAACUGUAGACCUCGAGCAGGAAACACUGUUAAAGCUAGAAUUGAAGUGGAACUGAACAAAUCACUCCAUAGAGGUGGUUGGUGGAAGACUGUUACCGUAGAAGAUGCUUGGAUUAGAUAUCACUGGGAAUUGCAGCCUAAGAACAUUUGUCCAAAAUGUUUUGUCAUCGAUCAUGACGAUGAAAAAUACAAGUAUACUUCUCAUUUACUCUAUUUGGAUUCUCUUACUGUUGCUGAGUAUGAAGCUCUACUCAAGGAAGAUAGUGAAGCCACUAAAGAGAAUGAAGGAAGUUCUUCAGCUUGCAACAUGGAAGAAGAAAUAUUUGAAGAUGGUAAUAUUGAAGACUCAAAAAAUGUCAAAAGGAUGAUAAAUUCCAGCCUCAAUGCAGAACCUUCUAUGAACCCUCAUAACAUACGCAUUCAGUCGCCUGCUGUUAUGCAAGGUUAUGAUCCUACUAAUGUGGACCUUCAACACAAUUCCAUGAUGGAAUCAGAUGAAUCAACUGCAACAAUUUCUGCUCCCAUGAAUGAUUGUAUCAGAAGCUCUUCUCAGGAUCAACUCUUUAGACUUCAGAAUGAACCAAUUUCAAAUUCUCAGCAUAAUUGUCUUAGUGAUACUAAUAAGCAAUUAGAAAUGUGGUUUGAUAUCAAAACUGAAUUCUAUAAGCAAAAAUCUGGAGAUAAAUUCAUAGUUGAUAUGGAUAAUAAUUCCAAAUAUUUUCACACUCUAGCUAAUAGAAGAAUGUUCAGAAAAAAUAUUGAUUGCUUAUAUGAUUCUCAUGGUGCUUGGUAUGAUAAUAGGGAAGAUAUAGCAAACAUUCUUGUUUCACAUUUUAGUUCUGUAAGUUGCUCUGUGAUGAAUCAUAUUCAUGAUGAUGUUUUUGAUAUUAUCCCAACUGUCAUUACUAAUGAUUUUUCUGAGUUUCUCACUAGAAUCCCUUCUGCUGAUGAUGUUUUUCAAGUAGUGAAAGACAUGGCAUCUUGGUGCUCCCCAGGCCCGGAUGGCUUUCGAGCUGGUUUCUACCAUGUCAACUGGGACAUUGUUGGUAAUGAUGUUGUUCAGGCUGUUCAAAGCUUUUUCAGUUCUGGUUACAUGCCUAGGGAGUUUAACAAGACAUACCUCUCUUUGAUUCCUAAAAAUGAUAAGGCCAAAUAUCCUGCUGAUUUUAGACCUAUAGGUUUAUGCAACACAAUCUAUAAAAUCAUCUCUAAGAUCUUAGCAAAUAGAAUAAAACCUUAUCUAAAAAGGAUUAUUUCUCCCUUUCAAUCUGCUUUUGUUCCAGGUAGAGCUAUCCAAGAUAAUAUUAUCAUUGCUCAUGAAAUGGUUCAUACCAUGAAACAUAAAGAAGGUAAUUCUGAUAGUAUGGCUCUGAAAUUGGAUUUAUCUAAAGCUUUUGAUAGGUUAGAAUGGUCUUUCAUUUUAGGUAUGCUUAAAAAACUUGGUUUUCCUGAGAAAUUUUGUAAGUACAUUGAACAAUGUAUUCCAACAACAAAAAUUUCUAUCCUUCUCAAUGGUUCUCCCACUAGUGCUUAUAAUCCUACUAGAGGUCUAAGGCAGGGGGAUCCUCUAUCCCCCUAUCUCUUUAUAAUAGCUAUGGACUAUUUAUCUAGACUUCUUGUCAAUGAUGCCUCUAAUCAUGCCAUCUCUGGUGUUAAGGCUGCUAGAAAUGCUCAUGCUAUUACUCACCUCCUUUUUGCAGAUGAUAUUCUUAUCUUUACUAAAGCUGAUAGACACAAUGUGACAGGUAUUCUUAAUACUCUCAAUCAGUUUAGCAAUAUCUCAGGUCAGUUGUUAAACUUAAAUAAAUCUAGUGUCUAUUUUAGUAACAAUAUGAGUCCUACUGCUAAGCAUGAUCUUUCUAGUGCUCUUAACAUGAUUGAAAUGCAAGAUACAUAUAAAUAUCUAGGUGUCACCCUUCUUAUAGGUAGAGACAAAUCUAAAGCUUUCAAACCCCUUAUUCAGAGUUUUUAUGCUAGGCUUAUUCCUUGGAAAGGUAAAAACAUGAAUUAUGCAGCUAGAUCAACCAUGGUAAAGCAUGUUCUUAAUGCUUUGCCUACUCAUCAAAUGAGUGUUUUCAGAGUUCCUAAAAACACCAUUGCUAAAAUUGAUACUAUCCAAAGACAGUUCUGGUGGGGUAAAGAUGGUGGUCAUAGAGGCAUUUACUUUAUAGGGUGGGAUAAAUUACAAAUUCCUAAGGCUUUGGGAGGUAUUGGCUUUAGGAAUCUAGAGCAUCUUAACACUGCUUUGCUUACUAAAAUUGCUUGGAAUGCUUGUGAUGAUUCUUCCCUUUGCUAUCAAAUUCUUAGAGCCAAGUAUUCUAGAAAUGGUAGUCUUUUGUAUUUAGAUAAACUUAAAGAUGAGAGUUCUUGGCUUUGGAGAAGCAUUUACUCUGGUCUGGAAGUUGUUCAGCAACACAUUAGAUGGUUAGUGAGUUGUGGUACUAAAAUCAACAUUUGGCUAGAUGUUUGGGUUAUUGGUUUAAAUAGUCCUCCUGUUCCAGUAGUUGGAUCCUCUAGCUUUAACAAUUUUACUUUUGUCUGUGAUUUAUUUGUACCUGGUACUAGGCAAUGGGAUAUUAACAUAGUUAAUACUCUCUUUUCUCAAGACUGUGUUAAUCUCAUUCUCAAUAUGAGAGUUCCUAACACUGGUACUGAUAAAAUGAUAUGGAUGCCAGACAGAAAAGGUAAGUUCACUGUUAAGAAUGCUUAUAAUACCAUCUGUUCUAGUGAUGUUGACACCAUUGUUGCAGGUAGUUCAAUUCCUACUGAUGUUUGGAAAAACUUGUGGAAGUUCAGGGUUCCACAUAGGGUUCAUAUUUUUUUUUGGAAAUGUCUAAAGAAAAUUGUUCAUGUUAAAACCAAGAUUGCUAGAUAUAAACAUGGUAUAGAAACUCAGUGUAGUUUCUGUAAAAAUAGUGAGGAAACCAUUAAUCAUAUCUUUAUGGAAUGUAGUUAUAGUAGAGCCAUUUGGUUUGCCUUGAAUAUUAAUAUAGAUGUUAUUAGGCUUUCUAAUGUUGACUUUGAACAAUGGCUCAUAAGCUGGUUUCACACUGAAGUUAUGAAUCUUCCUGCUCCAUGCUUGAGUGAUGAAAAUUUGAUUUGCAGAUUUAUGUGCAUCAUUUGGUACAUCUGGAAAGACAGGUGUUCUGCUGUUUUUCAAGAUAAGAAACCACAUUUGCAGAUCGAAAAUUGGAGACCCCCAGACAAGGAUUUUGUGAAAACAAAUAUUGAUGGUUCUUAUAUUUCUCAAACAAAGCAAGGAACUGUUGGUCUAAUUCUGAGAAAUUUCGCAGGUGCAUGUCUAGGAGCAAAAGUUAAAUCUAUCUCUGAAGAUGAACUACAAGUUCACUGGUUCAAUCAAAUUUCAAUUCAAGUAAUUAAAAAUAAAUUUACUGGUAGAAAACUUUGGUUUUGUAAGUUUGUAAACAGACUAUGUAAUAAUGCUGCUCAUGAGCUAGCUAAAAGAGCUAGACUACAGGCAGCUAAUUUCUCCUUUUCAGAUUUUUUUCCAGAUGAUAUUCUCUCUGGUUAA
Messenger RNA from Papaver somniferum (opium poppy), 4032 nucleotides. RefSeq lists its product as uncharacterized. Lineage: Eukaryota; Viridiplantae; Streptophyta; Magnoliopsida; Ranunculales; Papaveraceae. The record is from RefSeq and is a predicted model, not a curated record. The coding region runs from base 1 to 4032 and encodes 1343 amino acids. The transcript has 4 exons.